Molecule: messenger RNA, 2781 nt
Organism: Cydia fagiglandana
Lineage: Eukaryota; Metazoa; Arthropoda; Insecta; Lepidoptera; Tortricidae
Product: V-type proton ATPase catalytic subunit A
Exons: 14
Coding region: 127-1980 (617 amino acids)
Biological process (GO): proton transmembrane transport; ATP metabolic process
Cellular component (GO): proton-transporting V-type ATPase, V1 domain; lysosomal membrane
Molecular function (GO): ATP binding; ATP hydrolysis activity; proton-transporting ATPase activity, rotational mechanism
Source: RefSeq, a predicted model, not a curated record
CUAACCAUAGAGAAGAUAGGUCAGCUGACUUUACUUUUAUCAUUGGUCUUGUGAUAAGUUGUGGUUCUCCGCCAUUCUCGGCCCGACUUUUCCAUCUUUAUCGUCUUAUAAGAAUAUAAAUUCAAAAUGGCGGCGCGGGCCAAUCUGAGGAUGAUUGCCACUGAAGAGAAUGAGGACCAGUUCGGUUACGUGUUCGCCGUCUCCGGGCCCGUCGUAACGGCGGAGAAGAUGUCCGGGGCGGCUAUGUACGAGUUGGUGCGUGUCGGCUACAACGAGCUGGUGGGAGAGAUCAUCCGUCUGGAGGGAGACAUGGCCACCAUUCAGGUGUACGAGGAAACGUCGGGUGUGACCGUGGGCGACCCCGUGCUGCGAACCGGCAAGCCUCUGUCCGUCGAGCUCGGCCCCGGCAUCCUCGGCUCCAUCUUCGACGGCAUCCAGCGCCCGCUCAAGGACAUCAACGAGAUGACGCAGUCCAUCUACAUCCCCCGCGGUGUCAACGUGCCCUGUCUGUCGCGCGACAUGAGCUGGGAGUUCAACCCCCUCAAUGUCAAGGUCGGGUCGCACAUCACCGGCGGAGACCUGUACGGCAUCGUGCACGAGAACACGCUGGUGAAGCACCGCAUGAUCGUGCCGCCCAAGGCCAAGGGCACCGUCACCUACAUCGCGCCCUCCGGCAACUACAAAGUCACUGACAUCGUGCUGGAGACCGAAUUCGACGGCGAGAAGAACAAGUUCAGCAUGUUGCAAGUGUGGCCCGUGCGUCAGCCCCGCCCCAGCGCAGAGAAGCAGCCCGCCAACCACCCGCUGCUCACCGGCCAGCGUGUGCUCGACUCUCUGUUCCCGUGCGUCCAGGGCGGCACCACCGCCAUCCCCGGAGCCUUCGGCUGCGGCAAGACGGUCAUCUCGCAGGCGCUGUCCAAGUACUCCAACUCCGACGUCAUCGUCUACGUCGGCUGCGGAGAACGUGGUAACGAGAUGUCUGAGGUAUUGCGUGACUUCCCCGAGCUGACCGUUGAAAUCGAUGGUGUGACCGAGUCCAUUAUGAAGCGUACCGCGCUCGUGGCCAACACCUCCAACAUGCCUGUGGCUGCCCGUGAGGCAUCCAUCUAUACUGGUAUCACCCUGUCCGAGUACUUCCGCGACAUGGGCUACAACGUGUCCAUGAUGGCGGACUCCACCUCCCGUUGGGCGGAGGCGCUGCGCGAGAUCUCGGGGCGACUGGCGGAGAUGCCGGCGGACUCCGGCUACCCCGCCUACCUGGGCGCGCGUCUCGCCUCCUUCUACGAGCGUGCCGGCCGCGUCAAGUGCCUCGGCAACCCCGACCGCGAGGGUUCGGUGUCCAUCGUGGGCGCCGUAUCGCCGCCCGGCGGAGACUUCUCGGACCCCGUGACCGCCGCCACCCUCGGCAUCGUCCAGGUGUUCUGGGGUCUCGACAAAAAGCUCGCCCAGAGAAAGCACUUCCCCUCCAUCAACUGGCUCAUCUCUUACAGCAAGUACAUGCGCGCUCUCGAUGACUUCUAUGACAAGAACUACCCCGACUUCGUGCCCCUCAGGACCAAGGUCAAGGAGAUCCUUCAGGAAGAAGAAGAUCUGUCAGAAAUCGUGCAGCUGGUCGGCAAGGCGUCGCUGGCCGAGACCGACAAGAUCACGCUCGAGGUCGCCAAGCUGCUCAAGGACGACUUCCUGCAGCAGAACAGCUACUCAGCCUACGAUCGCUUCUGCCCGUUCUACAAGACAGUUGGCAUGCUGAAGAACAUGAUCGCGUUCUACGACAUGUCGCGACACGCCGUGGAGGCGACCGCGCAGUCCGACAACAAGGUCACGUGGAACACCAUCCGCGACGCCAUGGGCCCCAUCCUCUACCAGCUCUCCUCCAUGAAGUUCAAGGACCCCGUGAAAGAAGGCGAGGCUAAGAUCAAAGCGGACUUCGACCAGCUGCUCGAGGACAUGGCCGCCGCCUUCCGCAACCUCGAGGACUAGACGCGGCAGGGCGGCCGGACUCGGCACGGCCCUGUUCAUAUUCCAUCCGUGGCGUGACGUCGUCUGUCCUAUAUAACCCCAUUAGUGCUGCAGGUAGCUGUUAUAUGACAGUUUAACCUUUUGAACGCCUAGAACACAAGAAGCGUCGUAACUGGUGAACACAUUUAAGUGUUAUGGCGUACCCUGUUAAAGAAACCUUCACACUUGCGUGUGCUCACUCACUAUUUAUGACGUAAAGCGUUCAAAGAGUCGUCGGCCCGACACUUUUAUCUGCUUGUAGUGUUUAAUUUUAGCACUUGAAUAUACUGCACAAAAGUCUCCGGAUAGUAGACGCCACGCCACGGAUCGUAAUCCUAAUUGUCUAUGUAGAGAGUGCAUAGGUUGUUAAGUACAUGUAUUACUUAUUUAAAGCUGUUGGGCCGCGUCCAUUGUAAAUAUUGUUCCCACUCGGUGCGUCGCACCAUCGGUUGAUUAGUUUUUAUUAUUAAAUAAAAUAUACUAUUUAUAUACACUAACUAUGAAUUAUUUGCCCGAUGAUAUUUUGUGUGAAUUUUCGAAAUCAAUGUAUCAAUCAAUGAAAUCCUCUUGCAUUCCACGUUAUAUUUAGAGUUAAUCAAAAUCGUGUUAACGCUUCAGCUCGCCGGUCUACGGCAGUUUGUGUUCAGUAUUAAGUCGGUUCCAGUUGUACAAAUAUUAACGAUUUGCUCGUAUUGCUCGAGAUUCUUGCUGUUUCGGCUCUGUGACGUUAAGUGUUGAGAGGAGACGAGAGUUAUUAUAAAUAAUAAAUAUAUUAAAUAUUAA